Molecule: messenger RNA, 669 nt
Organism: Microplitis mediator
Lineage: Eukaryota; Metazoa; Arthropoda; Insecta; Hymenoptera; Braconidae
Exons: 1
Coding region: 1-669 (222 amino acids)
Source: RefSeq, a predicted model, not a curated record
AUGUUACAAACUGCAGCAGAAGAGGUAAAAAUUACUCUGCACAAAAUUGAAUGGAUGAUACCUCAUAUUAAAGUAGCUGAUCAGCAUAAUAUUCAACUUCUCAACUACAUUGCUAGUGAUCCAUCAAUAUCGAUGAGCUAUCGAACCUGGGAGUUAUACGAAUAUCCACUCCUGCCAGCUACAACAAAACAGAUUUGGGCAGUUAAAACAUCGAAUCAGCUGGAGAAACCUCGCUAUAUUAUUCUGGGUUUCCAAACUGCACGAAGAAAUGCACUGGAUAAAAAUGCUUGUGAAUUUGACCAUUGUAAUAUUCGUGAUGUAAAAUUAUAUUUAAAUUCCCAAUGUUAUCCUUAUAGAAAUUUAAAUAUUGAUAUUGCACACAAUCAAUAUGCACUGUUGUAUGAAAUGUACACUAAUUUUCAAAAGUCAUAUUAUAAUAGAGACUCACAACCUCUAUUAUCGAAAAAAGAUUUUUUCUCUAAAGCACCGUUGAUUGUUAUUGACUGUUCAAUGCAAAAUGAAUUUCUCAAAUCUAGACCAGUAGAUGUACGUCUGGAGUUUGAAUCUUCAGCAGCAUUUUCAGCUCACACUGCAGCUUAUUGUUUGAUUUUACACGAUCGAAUUGUUAAUUAUAACCCGAUUAGUGGAAGUGUACGAAAAUUAGUAUAA